CUUCCGGUUUCCAUCUGCUGGCUGCAGCGGAGAAACCGGCAGCUCCGCCGAUUGUUGGGAGGGAGGGGCACGGAAGUGGGGGGGGAGUCCGCGCCCCCUUCCUUCCAGGGGCCCCCAAAACCCCCUCUGGGGGGCUGGCCCGCCCCCGCAGGAUGAACCGGCCGAAGCCCGCGGCCGCGCGCCGCCCCAGCGCGGUUGCCAAACCCUCCGGCCACCCUCCUCCGGGAGACUUCAUCGCUUUGGGCUCCAAAGGCCAGGUGGGAGAAUCCAAGACAGCCGCCACCUUGCUCAAGCCAACAUCCUCCGGGUUGCCCUCCGAGCGGAAGCGCGAGGCGGCGUCAUCCGCCUUGUCCAGCACCUCCGGACUGGCCAAACGGCCCAAACUUUCCUCCACGCCCCCUCUUAGUGCUCUGGGACGCUUGGCUGAGGCUGCCGUGGCUGAGAAGCGAGCCAUUUCGCCUUCCAUCAAAGAGCCAUCGGUCAUUCCUAUCGAAGUGGCCCCCAACGCUCUGCUGGAUGAGAUUGAGGCUGCCGAAGUCGAAGGCAAUGAUGACCGCAUCGAAGGGGUGUUGUGCGGAGCUGUGAAGCAGCUGAAAAUGAACCGGGCCAAGCCUGACAUCACCCUUUACCUGACCUUGAUGUACCUGGCGAAAAUCAAGCCAAAUAUCUUCGCCACCGAAGGAGUGAUUGAGGCGCUGUGCAGCCUUCUCCGCCGUGAUGCCUCCAUCAACUUCAAAGCCAAAGGGAACAGUCUGGUGUCUGUCUUGGCCUGUAACCUUCUCAUGGCGGCUUAUGAGGAAGAUGAAAACUGGCCUGAGAUUUUUGUCAAGGUUUACAUGGAGGAUUCGCUGGGGGAACGGAUCUGGGUGGACAGCCCCCACUGCAAGACCUUUGUGGAAAACAUUCAGACGGCUUUCGGCACAAAGAUGCCCCCGAAGAGUAUUUUGUCCCAUGGAGAGGUUGGACGCGGCGGAGGGGACCUCAGUGCUGGAAACAGCCCACAUCCUUCUGUUCCAGAGGAAGAAGACAGUCAGAGCGAAUUACUGAUCGCUGAGGACAAAAUGAGUCCUGAGCAGGAGGCCCACCUGAUGCCCAGGUAUGACGACCUGGCAGAGAGUGUGGAGGAAUACGUCCUGGACAUGUUGCGGGACCAGCUCAACAGGCGCCAGCCGAUGGACAACGUCUCCCGGAAUCUCUUGCGCCUGCUGACCGCUACCUGCGGCUACAAAGAGAUCCGGCAGAUGGCUGUGCAGAGGCUGGAAAUGUGGCUGCAGAACCCCAAGCUCACUCGACCAGCCCAGGACUUACUCAUGUCUGUCUGCAUGAACUGCAACACCCACAGCGCCGAGGAUGUGGAGGUGGUCUCCAACCUCAUCAAGAUCCGCCUGAAGCCCAAAGUCCUCCUCAAUCACUACAUGCUCUGCGUGAGGGAGCUGCUGAAUGCUCACCGGGACAACUUGGGCACGGUGGUGAAAUCGGUGAUUUUCAACGAAUUGUCCAAUGCGAGAAACCCCAACAAUAUGCAGAUUCUGUACACGGUCCUUCAGCACAGCCCGGAGCUAGCGCCCAAGUUCCUGGCGUUGGUCUUCCAAGAUUUACUGACCAACAAAGACGACUAUCUGAGAGCUUCCCGGGCUCUCUUGCGGGAGAUCAUCAAGCAGACCAAGCACGAGAUCAACUUCCAGGCCUUCUGCUUGGGACUCAUGCAGGAGCGGAAGGAGCUGCAAUAUGCCGAAAUGGAAUUCAAGGACCGCUUUGUCAUCCACAUCACAGACCUGCUGGCCGUCUCCAUGAUGCUCAGCAUCACCGCCCAGGUGAAGGAAGCCGGCGUGGCCUGGGACAAAGGGGAGAAGAAAAAUUUGGAAGGGCUGCGGGCUUUCCAGAACCAGAUCGCAGCCAUCCAGCGGGACGCUGUCUGGUGGUUGCACACAGUGGUGCCCUCGAUCACCAAGCUGGCUCCCAAGGAAUACAUACACUGCCUCCACAAAGUCCUGUUCACUGAGCAACCCGAGACCUACUACAAAUGGGACAAUUGGCCCCCCGAGAGCGACCGCAACUUCUUCCUCCGCCUCUGCUCCGAAGUGCCGAUCCUGGAGGACACACUCAUGCGCAUCCUGGUCAUUGGCCUAUCGAGGGACCUUCCCCUCGGCCCCGCCGACGCCAUGGAGCUGGCUGACCACCUCGUCAAACGGGCAGCCGCCGUGCAGGCAGACGAUCUCGAAGUCUUGAGGGUGGAGAGAAUUCAGCUGAUCGAUGCCGUCUUGAACCUUUGCACCUACCACCAUCCUGAGAACAUCCAGCUGCCUCUGGGGUACCAGCCUCCAAAUCUGGCAAUUUCAACCCUGUACUGGAAGGCUUGGCCUCUGCUGCUCGUGGUUGCGGCAUUCAAUCCGGAAAACAUCGGUCUCACGGCUUGGGAGGAUUACCCCACGCUGAAGAUGCUCAUGGAGAUGGUGAUGACUAACAACUACUCCUACCCUCCCUGCACUCUGACCGACGAGGAGACCCGCACGGAGAUGAUCAGCCGCGAACUGCAGACCUCCCAGCGGGAGAAGCAGGAGAUCCUGGCCUUUGAGGGUCACCUGGCCGCAGCCUCCACCAAGCAGACCAUCACCGAGAGCAGCAGCCUCUUGCUCUCCCAGCUGACCAGCCUGGAUCCCCAAUGUUUCUCCUUCCACAGAGGGCCUCCUCGCAGGCCGCCUCAGCCUGUCCUGGAUCAGGUGAAAAGCCUCAACCAGUCCCUGCGCCUGGGGCACCUUUUGUGUCGCAGCAGGCACCCCGACUUCCUGCUCAACAUCAUCCAGAGGCAGGCUUCUUCGCAGUCUAUGCCAUGGCUGGCAGACCUCGUCCAGUCCAGCGAAGGCUCGCUGGACGUCCUCCCGGUCCAGUGCCUCUGCGAGUUCCUUCUGCAUGACGCGGCUGAUGAGUCGGCUUCCGGAGAGGAGGAAGAGGAAGGAGAAAGCAAAGAGCAGCGGGCCAAGAAACGGCAGAGGCAGCAGAAGCAGAGGCAGUUGCUCGGCCGUCUGCAGGACAUGCUCCUGGGACCCACGGCGGAUGAGCAGACCACAUGUGAGGUGCUGGACUACUUCCUGAGGCGCCUCAGCUCAUCCCAGGUGGCCUCGCGGGUCCUGGCCAUGAAGGGUCUGUCCUUGGUGCUUUCGGAAGGAGCCCUCCAUGAGAAGGAAGAGAAAGUACACCCCAUGGAGGAAGAUUCCUGGGACUUUGAGCUGCUUCAGAGCUACCAGUGGCUUCUGCGAGACCUCCCCAAGCUGCCCUUGUUCGACAGCGUCCGGACCACCACAGCUGUGGCUUUGCAGCAGGCCAUCCACAUGGAGACAGACCCUCAGACCAUCAGCGCUUACCUGGUGUAUCUUUCCCAGCACGCUCCAGUGGAGGAACAAGGCCAACACAACGAUUUGGCUUUGGACGUGGCCAGGUUGAUCGUGGAGCGAUCCACCAUUAUGUCUCACCUCUUCUCGAAGCUCUCCUACUGCUCGGAAUCCGACUCCGUGUUGGUGGCUCUGCUCUCCAUCUUCUUGUGCUACAUCAAACGCAUGCGCCAGACCAAAGAAGGCGACGAGGUUUACAACUGGUCAGAGUCCCAAGACCAAGUCUUCCUUCGCUGGAGCGGUGGAGAAACCGCCACCAUGCACAUCCUGGUAGUCCACGCCAUGGUGAUUCUGCUCACCCUCGGACCCCCUCAAGCGGACGGUGGCAAUUUCUACACCCUGCUGGACAUUUGGUUCCCCGCGAAGAAGCUUCUCCCCACAGCUUUCCUGGUGGACACCUCCGAAGAGGCCCUGCUUCUCCCCGAUUGGCUGAAGCUGCGCAUGAUCCGCUCAGAGGUGCCCCGGUUGGUGGAUGCAGCUUUGCAAGACCUGGAACCUCAGCAGCUGCUGCUGUUCGUCCAGUCCUUCGGCAUCCCGGUUUCCAGCAUGAGCAAACUCCUGCAGUAUCUGGACCAAACCGUCUCUCACGACCCUCAGACGCUGGAGCAGAAUAUCAUGGACAAGAAUUACAUGGCCCACCUUGUGGAGGUGCAGCAUGAAAGAGGAGCUACGGGCGGGCAGACCUUCCACUCCCUCCUCACCGCCUCCCUGCCGUCUCACCAAGAGAGCGAUGAUGCCCCACGCAUCAAAUCCAGCCUUGAGGUUCCUCAAGGGCAAGGAAGGAGCCGAGCUUUAGCCCAGUUCCCUGUUGUCAAUCCCGAGGCCGACUUGGCGGGUAUCCUCCUCCAGUUGUUCCCACUGGCUCCGGACCCCCGCUGGCAGAACUCGAACCCGCGGCCCCUUGCCCUGGCUUUGCAGCAGACCCUGGGUCAGGAGCUGGCACAUUUGCGCCAAGGAGGCGGCUCGCCAUCGCCCAAGACAGCAGCCCGGCUUCUGAAGGCUCUGGCGGCCCUCUUGAACUCGCCCCACGGAGGAGCCCUGGUGAUGGCCAUGCACCGCAACCAUGUCAUGGCUUGCCCGCUUGUGCGCCUGCUGUGGCAGCACCAGCGCCAUGCUCCCCAAGACGAGGCCUUCUCCUCGCUGUUUUUCAAAGUCCCCAUGCAGAUGUUGCAGUGGCUGGAGAGUCCCGGGGUGGAAGACGGCCUUCUACGGAGCCAGCUCAAGGCCUUGGUGGUUCAGUUUUCCUCCCAGCACAGAAUCAGCGAUGCCCAAGCAGGGUUCUUGCACCUGGCCGAUGCGCUGGCCUUCUGCCACAACUCUGAAGUGAUCGGCUCCACCGUCCGUGCCAUCGUGGCCACCUUGAAGUCCAGCAAAACAUGGAACGUGGUACCAGAGCUUGUCAGCAAAGUCCUCGAAGGCCUGACCAAAACGCGCUCACCGUAUCUGGAGGAGUUGUUGGUGACCCUCUUCUCCGUUGCCACGGAAAUGAUGCCCCAUUUCCCUGCCUCUGGGCCCAUCUCGGUGGUGACCUCCUUGUUGCUGCAGUGCAGAGAGGAAGGCCUAAUUAAGAAAGAAGCAGAGAGCUCCAGUGUCGAAAGCGCCUCUGGUCUCUUCAUCGACUGGCUGGAGUUGCUGGAUCCAGAAAUCGUCAGCAGCUGCCCUGAUCUUCAGCAGAAAUUGCUGUUCUCCUUGGAUAAGAAUCAAGAUUCUUCUGAAUCGGAGCCGCCCUCCUUCCGUCCGUACCUUCUGGCCCUCCUUACUCACCAGUCCAGCUGGUCCACCCUUCACUGUUGCAUCAGGACUCUGCUUUGCCGAAAGCAAGAGGGCAGUUUUGACCCAGCAGCUUCCUUGGAUUUCUUGUGGGCCUGCAUUCACAUGCCCCGGAUCUGGCAAGGGAGAGACCAAAGGAUCCCGCAGAAACGCCGAGAAGAGUUUAUCCUCCGUCUGAAGACCUCUGAGCUGCUGAGCUUGGUGGACCUCAUCCUGGCGGAAUCAGAAAACAGAACCCCAGACCCCAAAGGCACCAGCUGCUUGGUCACCCAGUCUCGGCUGCCACUUCUCCUCAGCUGCUGCCAUGGAAACGUGCAGAGGAUCCAAAAGGUCACCGGAUACCUAAUCUCGUCCAUCCAGAAGUGGGGAAAGAGCUCAAUGGGAAAACAUGGCCAGGAUCUCCUCCUACAAAUGUACCUUCAGCUACCGGAGCUCUUGGUUCCAGUGCCCGAGGCUCUGCUCUCCUGCGAAGGAGCCACUGACAGCAGCCCCUGCAAGCUGGACAGCCUGAUCCACCGGUUCAUCACCCUCCUUGCAGACGCCGGCGAUGUGAAGAUGAACGAAGGCCGGCUCUGGGACGCCAAUAUGGCAUGUCGGAAGCUGGCCGUGGCUCACCCCCUCCUGCUGCUCAGGCACCUGCCAAUGAUCGCUGCUCUGCUGCAUGGCCGGAUCCACCUCAAUUUCCAGGAAUUCCGUCAGCAGAAGCAUCUGGCCUUCUUCCUCCAUGUCCUGGGCAUUCUGGAGCUCCUGCAGCCGCAAGUUUUCCAGAGCGAGCACCAGGGGGCGCUAUGGGACUGUCUCCUUUCCUUCAUUCAGUUGCUUCUGAGCUACCGGAAGUCUUCUCGCCACCUCGCCUGCUUCAUCACCAAAUUCGUGCAGUUCAUUCACAAGUACAUCACCUCCAACGCCCCGGCCGCCGUCUCCUUCCUGCAGAAGCACUCCGAUCCCCUCCAUGACCUUUCCUCGGACAACAGUGACCUGGCCAUGCUGAAAUCUCUCCUGGCCGGUCUCAGUUUGCCCAGUCGGGCCGGUGCUUCAGAUUGGGGAGCUGAAGAUGAAAAGAACGAUGAGGCUGCGGCCGGAUCUUUGCCCCUGGUCAGCGUCUCCCUUUUCACGCCUCUCACCCCCGCAGAAAUGGCCCCCUACAUGAAGAGUCUCUCCAGGGGCCAGAACGUCGAGGAUAUCUUGGAGGUGCUGACCGACAUUGAUGAGAUGGCUCGGCGGAGGCCGGAAAUCCUCGCUUUCUUUUCUACUCACUUGCAGAAACUGAUGAACUCCGAAGAGGAGGUCUGCCGGAAUCUGGCUUUCAGCCUCGCUCUGCGCUCCAUUCAGCAUAAUCCCAGCAUUGCAGCGGAUUUCCUGCCCACCUUCAUGUACUGCCUCGGCAGCUGCGACUUCGAAGUCGUUCAGACAGCCCUGAGAAAUCUGCCUGAGUACACCCUUCUCUGCCAAGAACACGCGGCAGCCCUGUUGCAGAGGGCCUUCCUGGUGGGGAUGUACGGGCAGGUGGACACCAGCACCCAGAUCUCAGAAGCCUUGAAGGUUUUGCACAUGGAGGCCAUGAUGUGAGCGGUGAAGAUGGGGACCUUGUCUGAGAUGGCUGGCUAGCAGCUCUUGAGAAGAGAAGAAUUUUGUGGAGAAGACCAAAAUCUACCUGCUGGAACAUUUCCAGCCGAAGAAAAGACUUGAAGGAUCCUAGGAUUUAUUCCAUUCUGGAUCCCAGUUGGAUGGAGAAGGAAGAUGUUUCUCCAUCCUCAUGGUUCUUCAUCUGUGGGCACAGGCAGAGCAGAAGGAAUAAUCCUGUCUUGAGGGAGUGGAGCUAAAAAAAAAAAUAGGGCGCUUCAUUAAACUCUUCCUGGGGAUCAAAUUCCAUCCCAUAGAACAGGGGUAUCCAACCUUGGCAACUUGUUGGGACUUCAACUUCCAGAAUUCCCCAGCCAGCUAUGGGAAUUCUGGGAAUUGAAGUCCACAGAUCUUAAAAGUUGCCAAGGUUGGACACGUCUGCUGUAGAGUAUCCAAACAUCUCUUGAGCAACGAUCCAGUCAUUCUUCUUACCCUUUUUAAAUUAAAACUUUCUUUUUCGUGUACUUUCCAAAUAUACAACUCUUCCUUUGGA
Molecule: messenger RNA, 7275 nt
Organism: Crotalus tigris (Tiger rattlesnake)
Lineage: Eukaryota; Metazoa; Chordata; Lepidosauria; Squamata; Viperidae
Gene: INTS1
Product: integrator complex subunit 1
Exons: 47
Coding region: 153-6728 (2191 amino acids)
Biological process (GO): U2 snRNA 3'-end processing
Cellular component (GO): integrator complex
Source: RefSeq, a predicted model, not a curated record